AUCUGCAGGUGCAAUUGCAGUGCAGUGAUAGCAACGAUGCAGGUCGUGACGUAUCUGACCGUUUUAGUAUUCGGGAUCAGCCUGGGGGUCGGCGAGAUCAAGAACAAAGGAUGGUGGAAGAACAUGGUUUUUUAUCAAAUUUAUCCAAGGAGCUUUAUGGACGCGAACAAUGACGGUCUGGGGGACUUGGAAGGUAUGGGCGAGGUAUAACCAGUAAAUUGGAACACUUUGUGGAUGCUGGGAUCGGUGGAAUUUGGCUUUCGCCGAUCUACGCGAGUCCAAUGGUCGAUGCCGGUUACGAUAUUUCGGAUUUUAAGGAAAUUUACGAUAAAUUUGGUACAAUGGAGGACUUUGUGGAAUUGACCAGACGUGCUAAGGAAUUGGGUUUGAAAGUACUUCUUGAUCUCGUGCCGAAUCAUACGUCAGAUAAGCACGUGUGGUUUCAAAAGAGUUUGACAAAUGAUAAACAAUAUCGAGAUUACUAUAUUUGGCGCGAUGGUAAAAAAGUUGAUGGUGAAAUCGAAAAACCACCAAAUAAUUGGUUAAGUGUAUUUGGUGGACCUGGAUGGACUUAUCACAAUGAUAGUGAACAAUGGUACUUUCAUCAAUUUGCUCCAGAACAACCCGAUUUGAAUUAUACUAAUCCCAACGUGGUGAAGGAAAUGAGAGAUGUCGUUGAAUUCUGGUUGGACAAAGGUGUUGAUGGUUUCCGUGUGGAUGCUGUGCCUCAUAUUUUUGAAAGUAAUCAUUUCGAGGAUGAACCUUUAUCCAAUAUACCUGGUGUAACCGAAAAUGAGUAUGACUAUCUGGAGCAUAUAUAUACUAAAGACGACAUACGUACCUAUCAUCUGAUUCAAUCUUUCCGUAAUUUUUUGGACGAGUAUGCAAACUCAACGGAUACCGAUGAAAAGAUUAUGAUGACGGAGGCAUACACCAGCUUGAACAAUACUAUAAGUUUCUACGAUUACGGUUCCCACGUACCGUUCAACUUCAAAUUUAUCAGGGAUGUCGAUCGCAAUUCCGGUCCAGAUCGAUUCAAGCUCACCAUUGACACGUGGCUGAAUUCAUUAUCCGAAGAUAACAUAGCCAACUGGGUGAUGGGUAAUCAUGACAAUAGUCGCACCGCUACUCGCUACCCUGGUAGAGCAGAUCAGAUGACGAUGCUGGCAAUGAUCCUGCCAGGAGUGGCCGUGACGUAUAACGGCGAAGAGAUAGGCAUGCUGGACAAUUUUAACAUAUCCUUUGCUCAAUCCGAUGAUCCGCAAGGUUGCAAUCUCGGUGAAGAUCAUUAUCUCGAGAAAUCACGUGAUCCCGCCAGAACCCCUUUCCAAUGGGACGAUACCGUGAAUGGGGGAUUUAAUACCGGAAAUGAAACAUGGCUUCCGGUCCACGAGAAUUACGUGUCCCUGAAUCUGGCCAAUCAAAAGACUUCGACUGUCUCCCACUAUAAAAUCUAUCAAGCUCUGACGUCACUGAAGAAAAAUUCUCCCGUACUCGAGCAAGGCAGCACAAAGACUAUUGUUCUUAACAACAACAAAGUCCUGGCAGUGAUUCGAGAUCAUCGAGAGGAACAAGUGAUGCUGUUGAUCAAUUUCGACGACAGCGUUGAGCAGAUCGUUGAUUUAAGCGAACAAAUUGCGAACAACAAUACCUUACUGUCAGUCGCCGUAGCAAGCUCAGAUUCUGCCGUAGAAGCAGGAAUCACACUGGAUCCAACUGCCGUGGGACUUCCCGCAAAGGCUUCCUUGGUACUAGUAUCAAAAUUAAAUUCAACGCCCGAACAAGAUAAUACAACUAGUACAACGGAAGAACCCUCUGGACCCACCGAGGGUUCAUCAACAUCAUCAGCCAUCACAAUAAUUCCUUUGAACCUUCUGAUCUUCGCAUCGAUCCUCGAAUGUACACGUCAGCCCAGAUAAAUAUUAAUAUUCACGCGUCGCUUUUGAGCCGCUAUGAAAUUAAAAGCCAAAAAAGCUACCAAUCAUCUGAUAAGAUUCUGAUCUUGAGCUACCCAGCAAAGCGUGAAGUCACGCAUGAUGAACGUGGAAUUGGAAUUAUUCAAACGUACCUGGGGAGGGUAGAAGCCUGAGUGUGUAAUUAUUCAAAUAUGUUUGAAUAAUUCCAAUUCCGCCCCUGGCAUCGGCAACUGUUUAACUUGCGAUGCUCGUAUCUCACGACAAGUUUUACUUCAAGGAGCUUGACACUACUUAUUCGAAAAUUCCACGACAAGAGCUACAAGAAUAUGCAAUGAAGAUUAGGGGAGUCUGAUUAAAAAAAAAAAAAAAAAAAAAA
Molecule: messenger RNA, 2292 nt
Organism: Cephus cinctus (wheat stem sawfly)
Lineage: Eukaryota; Metazoa; Arthropoda; Insecta; Hymenoptera; Cephidae
Product: maltase 2
Exons: 8
Coding region: 282-1919 (545 amino acids)
Biological process (GO): carbohydrate metabolic process
Source: RefSeq, a predicted model, not a curated record